Molecule: messenger RNA, 730 nt
Organism: Elgaria multicarinata webbii
Lineage: Eukaryota; Metazoa; Chordata; Lepidosauria; Squamata; Anguidae
Product: transmembrane emp24 domain-containing protein 10-like
Exons: 5
Coding region: 92-730 (212 amino acids)
Biological process (GO): Golgi organization; endoplasmic reticulum to Golgi vesicle-mediated transport; intracellular protein transport
Cellular component (GO): COPII-coated ER to Golgi transport vesicle; endoplasmic reticulum-Golgi intermediate compartment; endoplasmic reticulum
Source: RefSeq, a predicted model, not a curated record
CUGAACCUCCAGGCGCCUCCCUGGGUGUCAGGCUUGGGCAGAACCCAACUGGUGCCCCAGCUGGGUCUCCCUUGCGACAACCACAGCAGCCAUGUGGGUCCCCGGACUCCUGGGUCCCUGGGUUUUGGUCCUGUCCCUGUCCGCAGGGGGCUGCCAGGCUCUUUCCUUCCAGCUUCCGCCGCAGACCCGCAAAUGCCUGAAAGAGGAGCUGCACCGGGACGUCAUGGUCACCGGGGAAUACGAGGUCUCCGAAGCCGCCGCGCCGGGAAUCCGGACCGACUUACGGGUCACGGACUCCUCCGGACACCUCUUGUACUCCAAGGAUGAGGCCAAGAAAGGGAAAAUGUUCUUUAUCACGGAAGAUCAUGAAAUCUACGAAAUUUGCUUUGAGAGCCACGGACAGCCAGGGAAUUUCCAAAUUCCCUACAAACUCGUCACCCUCAACAUCAAGCACGGCGUGGAGGCACGGAAUUACGAGGACAUCGCAAAGGCAGAGAAACUGAAGCACUUGGAGGUGGGCCUGCGGCGUCUGGAGGACCUGUCGGAAUCCAUCCUCAAAGAAUUUGCUUUCAGGAAGCAACGGGAAAAGGACGGGCACAGCACCAAGCCAUCCACUGGCACUCUGGUCUUCCGCUUCAGCGUCCUCUCUACGCUUUGCCUCUUGGCUCUGGGUGUUUGGCAGUCCUUUUAUUUCAAGCGUUGUUUUAAGUCCAUGACAAUCAGCGAGUGA